Messenger RNA from Laccaria bicolor S238N-H82, 1569 nucleotides. RefSeq lists its product as uncharacterized. Bases 1 to 1569 code for a protein of 522 amino acids. NCBI's taxonomy places the organism in Eukaryota, Fungi, Basidiomycota, Agaricomycetes, Agaricales, Hydnangiaceae. The record is from RefSeq and is a predicted model, not a curated record. The transcript is spliced from 7 exons.
AUGACGUCGCUCACACCAUCGAUGAUUGGCCUUGACUCCAUCUCCACAUCCAGAUCUGACAACUCGACAGCCAGUCACGGCAGCGUCGGGUCAGAGCUUCACGCUGGAUUGGACACUGCCGCGCUUCUUAAGGCACUGCACGAUGCGCAUAGCCAGCUCAAUGCUGUGAAGGCUGAGAACCAACAGCUAAAACAAGAACUUGCCGCUUCCCGUUGUCAAAACAAUGGCUCCAAAGCUCCGUCGCAAGAACUUGCUGCACACGACGAAGAAAUCGGUAAACUAGGGAAAGUUUUUGCUCAUUUUUACUCGUUCUGGAUUCAGCAGAGCACACCUUCCCCAUUCGAUAUUUCUCGCCCUGACUUCACGUGGGAUAGCGAGGACCGGUACCUCGAUUCAACAACAAGAUUAGCCGGCCAAACUGCAGAGCUCUACAUGUGCAUUCCUCCUCAAUACCAUGACUACAUGGUGAAGCAUGAGAAUUUCCGAAGUAUUUGUGACAAGAAGCGCAUGGAAGCUAAUCCUGAACUUGCGACACUUCUUGGCUUCAACCCCCGCGGGAAAACACCUACAGCACACUACCCCUCAAAUGCGCCAGUUCUCUAUACUAAUGGCAAUAUUUACGACGAAGAGGGCAUGUUCAGAAGUGAUUACUUGAUCUCCAUGGCACGUCUCAUCGCCUAUGGCCCACGAUCGUACACAUCGGAGAGAGCUGCAUUCAACAAAAACAGUCCCUUUCAUGGCCGUGUAGAUGGUGUUACCUUUGGAUUUAUUAGCAACACCGAAGUUGUUAUUCGUUUUCUUCUCGGAGGUGAUCCUGAGCUGAACAAGCAUGGCAUCGGAAAACUUACAGGAAUCAACUACGCGAGCGAGGCAGAAGCUUACAAAAAGCUUUUAAUCGAAAAUCAGGAUCUUCAAAACGAGCCCAAGAACGUCCGGUCUUUUGCGGUCUUGGUCCGGUCUGGUUACGGUCUUUUUCCAGUCACGAGACCGGACUUCCAAACACUAGCGCCAACCAUUCGAAAGCUCCUGCAAUACUGGAACAUGCAAGUUUUUCCACAAUUCCUCCUCACUCCCGACUCACAGGACGAAGAAGAAGAAGCACCACGUGUCCGGGUUGACGCUGAUGAAAACCCAGGUCUCGAUUCCAUGUUCCGUGGACUGCGUAUGGGAGCCGACACUUCUUCAGCUUCCACUUCGAAAAAUUCUAGCUCACUCCCACUCCCCCAGACCCUUCCAACCGAUGUAGAGUGCGUGAACGCCCACUCAGAUGUGGAACGGGCGCCGGAUUUGCAUCCAAACGUGGAAGCGCACACCCCUGCUCCUGUCGCCCCCAUCUCCCAAUCAAUCAAUCCACCCUGUGGACGUCGUCGAGUCCCCACGCCAGUUCCCUCAACCUCCGAGGCUGUUGCUGAUGUGCCUGCGCCACCCGCUAAAGCUCCCCGUGGUCGACGCCCAAAACAGGUUUCGGUUGUUCAAGUUGAUGCUGAUUCAGGUGCCGGAAUACCUGCGGUGCUCGCUCGUCCAAGUCGGCAGACGCGUGGUGCAAAAUCGAAGGCAAAUGCGAAGUAG